AUGAUGUCUGCCUAUGUAGACUGGCACAACGGUAAGACCAUUGUCAUUGAAGGCCAAUUACAAGAGAAGUCCUUGGCCGCCUUACCUAACCCAGAACAGAAGUCACAAUCCCUCCCGCACGAGAUGGCCCCUAGCUCCAUCCUCGCCCUCGCCUUCGCGACCAUCGCCGCCGCGGCCCCCAAGCCCCAGGCCGACACUCCCCUUGACUUCGUCAUCAGCGUCUUCGACACGAGCCUCACCUGCGACACCGCUGUUUCUCCUGCAAAGGCGGUCUUUGGUACCGGCUGCGUGAACCGCACCCUUCCCCAGGGUGGCUCUGCCCUCGUGCGCAUCUCGACCUCCUCCCCUCACGGAUACGUCACCGGAUGGUCCGAGGCGGACUGCAAGGGGACCGCGGUCGUUGUCUUCACGACGACUGAUGGCUGCACGAGCUUCGAGGAUGCGUCGGUGAAGAGCUGGAUCGGCGCCGCUCCUUUCGACGAGAGCGGCAAAUAA
Messenger RNA from Didymosphaeria variabile, 495 nucleotides. RefSeq lists its product as uncharacterized. The coding region runs from base 1 to 495 and encodes 164 amino acids. The record is from RefSeq and is a predicted model, not a curated record. The transcript has 3 exons. NCBI's taxonomy places the organism in Eukaryota, Fungi, Ascomycota, Dothideomycetes, Pleosporales, Didymosphaeriaceae.